AUGGCUCUCGUUCUCCUCUAUCUGAAGGCUCUCCUCUGCGUUGUCGCUUUGUGCGCUGCCGUGGCUGCUGCGAUCCCUCACGGAGGAGGACAUUCGAAUUCCUUCAGGAAGCAAGACGAUCACGGAAACUACGCUUUCGGCUAUGACAUCAAAAACGGAUAUGGGGCCGUGAAUGGUCGCAAAGAAUCUGGAUCCCACGGAGCCGUUGUCGGAUCCUACUAUAUCGGAGACGUCGAUGGCCGACACAGGAGUGUGCACUACGUAGCUGACAAACUCGGAUUCCGCGCUCAGAUCAAAACUAACGAGCCUGGAACCAAGACCUCUUAUGCCGCUGCCGCCGUCUACGAUAGUGCUAACGGUAAGGCUCCCGUGGCCCUGGCUUAUGGUGCUCCCUACGGUGCUUACGGAGGUUACGGUGGAUAUGGAGCGUACGGAGCUCCCGGUCCCUUCUACGGUUAG
Messenger RNA from Galendromus occidentalis (western predatory mite), 459 nucleotides. RefSeq names its product adult-specific rigid cuticular protein 15.7-like. The record is from RefSeq and is a predicted model, not a curated record. Lineage: Eukaryota; Metazoa; Arthropoda; Arachnida; Mesostigmata; Phytoseiidae. Gene Ontology annotation, molecular function: structural constituent of chitin-based larval cuticle. Gene Ontology annotation, cellular component: chitin-based extracellular matrix. The transcript has 4 exons. Bases 1 to 459 code for a protein of 152 amino acids.